This is a messenger RNA of Coffea eugenioides, 429 nucleotides long. Its product is annotated as barwin-like. Gene Ontology annotation, molecular function: RNA nuclease activity. The transcript has 2 exons. NCBI's taxonomy places the organism in Eukaryota, Viridiplantae, Streptophyta, Magnoliopsida, Gentianales, Rubiaceae. Gene Ontology annotation, biological process: defense response to bacterium; defense response to fungus. Bases 1 to 429 code for a protein of 142 amino acids. The record is from RefSeq and is a predicted model, not a curated record.
AUGGAUAGGAUAAACCUAACACUUUUCCUUGCUAUCUUCCUGUGUUUUUUGAGCUUUGCUGCAGGACAAAGUGCCUCAAAUGUUCGAGCCACAUACCAUUUCUAUAAUCCUGCACAAAAUGGAUGGAAUCUGAAUGCAGUUAGUGCAUAUUGUUCAACAUGGGAUGCCAAUAAACCCCUGGCAUGGAGGAAAAAAUAUGGAUGGACAGCUUUUUGUGGACCGGUUGGACCUCAUGGACAAGCUGCUUGUGGGAGGUGCUUAAGGGUCACAAAUAGGGCAACAGGAGCUCAAGUUACUGCAAGAAUCGUUGAUCAAUGCAGCAACGGAGGGCUAGAUUUGGAUGCUGCUGUCUUUAAAAGACUUGAUACUGAUGGAAGGGGCAAUGCUCAAGGUCACUUGAUGGUCAACUACCAAUUUGUGCCAUGUUGA